UGGCUGCUGAGCUUCGAACUACGCGGAGGCGGGGCCUGUGGCGAGCCCCGGGCCGGUGGCCAGACUAGACCUGGGGGAGUCGGAUCCCAAAACAGACCGCGAGCUCCAGCCUGCUGCAGAGUAUUCAGCAUGCUGCGCUUCCUGGUGCCCCGGCUGUUUGGCCUGUGCCGCCCCGUUGCCCCGUACUCCUCUGCAGCAGCCCUCCCAAGCCCCAUCCUCAAUCCGGACAUCCGCUACAACCAGCUCUUCAUCAACAAUGAGUGGCAAGAUGCGGUCAGCAAGAAGACCUUCCAGACAGUCAACCCCACCACAGGGGAGGUCAUUGGCCACGUGGCUGAAGGGGACCAGGCUGAUGUGGAUCGCGCAGUGAAAGCAGCCCGUGAGGCCUUCCGCCUGGGGUCUCCAUGGCGCCGGAUGGAUGCCUCAGAGCGGGGCCGGCUGCUGAACCGCCUGGCCGAUCUAGUGGAGCGGGAUCGUGUCUACUUGGCCUCGCUGGAAACCCUGGACAACGGCAAGCCUUUCCAGGAGUCUUACGCCUUGGACCUGGAUGAGGUCAUCAAGGUAUACCGGUACUUCGCUGGCUGGGCUGACAAGUGGCAUGGCAAGACCAUCCCCAUGGAUGGCGAGCAUUUCUGCUUCACCCGGCAUGAGCCCGUUGGCGUCUGUGGCCAGAUAAUCCCAUGGAACUUUCCCUUGGUCAUGCAGGCCUGGAAGCUCGCCCCGGCCCUUGCCACAGGCAACACUGUGGUCAUGAAGGUGGCAGAGCAGACCCCCCUUUCUGCUCUGUACUUGGCCUCCCUCAUCAAAGAGGUGGGCUUUCCCCCUGGGGUGGUGAACGUCCUCACAGGCUAUGGCCCAACAGCAGGAGCAGCUAUCGCCCAUCACAUGGAUGUCAACAAAGUUGCCUUCACUGGCUCUACCGAGGUGGGCCACCUGAUCCAGAAGGCGGCUGGUGAUUCCAACCUCAAGAGAGUCACCCUGGAGCUGGGUGGGAAGAGUCCGAGCAUUGUGUUGGCUGAUGCCGACAUGGACCACGCUGUGGAGCAGUGCCAUGAAGCCCUGUUCUUCAACAUGGGCCAGUGCUGCUGUGCAGGUUCCCGGACCUUCGUUGAAGAAUCCAUCUAUGAUGAGUUUCUCGAGAGAACCGUGGAGAAAGCUAAGCGGCGGAAAGUUGGGAACCCCUUUGAGCUAGACACCCAGCAGGGGCCCCAGGUGGACAAGGAGCAGUUUGAGCGAAUCCUGGGCUACAUCCAGCUUGGCCAGAAGGAAGGGGCAAAACUUCUCUGUGGCGGGGAGCGUUUUGGAGAGCGAGGCUUCUUCAUCAAGCCCACGGUCUUUGGUGGAGUGCAAGAUGACAUGAGGAUCGCCAAGGAGGAGAUCUUUGGGCCUGUGCAGCCUCUGUUCAAGUUCAAGAGGAUCGAGGAGGUGAUCGAGAGGGCCAACAACACUAGGUAUGGCUUGGCGGCUGCCGUGUUCACUCAGGACCUGGACAAAGCCAUGUACUUCACACAGGCCCUCCAAGCUGGGACAGUGUGGGUGAACACCUACAACAUUGUCACCUGCCACACACCUUUUGGAGGCUUUAAGGAAUCUGGCAAUGGAAGGGAGCUGGGGGAGGAUGGGCUUAAGGCCUACACAGAGGUGAAGACAGUCACCAUCAAGGUUCCUCAGAAGAACUCAUAAGGAUGGCUACCAAGGAAACCCAGCUCUAGUCCGCGGAUGCCACAACCAUCUGCAAGUGGUUGCCAAGUAUUUUUUUUUAAGCCGUGGACCCCCCCCCCCACCUAUUUGUUCCAGAUGAACUCUUAGACGGAACCUCAACAAAUGAAGCAGUUAAAAUGGGAGCUGUUCUAGUUAAAGCAGGGAUGGGGGCUGGGCCCAGAGGCUUAUCCACCUGCACCCAAACCCUGUUGAUGGCCCUGUGUUACUUCCAUGACACCUUAAGAGUCUCUGGAAUACAGAUGAGAAACCAAUGAUCAGACAGCGGCUUUUCAUUCUUCCAGCUGAUCCAAGGACUUCCUGGUGGGUAAUUAGUGGUUAGACACUUCAGACAUGGGAUUAGGGCACAUUAGGAGUUUUAAACUAGGCCCUUUGUCUUGGCCCCAUUCUUUAGUAACCUACCCUAAAAGUCAUGGGUGCUUUCCUUUUUCUAAGUACCAGUUGCAAACUGGUUUGUCUGCUUACAUUGCUUCAUUUUGCUACUGAUUCUUCUUAAUUCAAGGGAAGGAGUGGACAGAAAAUGCAUUUAUAUAAUUGUUCCUUUAAAAUACACUCAGCCCUAAUGUCAUCAGUUAAUGAGUGGAUGAACAAAAUGUUGCCAUGGAAUAUUUCUUGUACUGUUCAAUCUUAAAAAGGAAAAAAAGUACUGACACAUGCUACAGCAUGGAUGAACCUUGAAACCAUUAUGUUAAAUGAAAGAAGCCAGAUAUACAAGGCCAUGUAUUGUAUGAUUCCAUUUAUAUGAAAUAACCUGAAUAAGCAAAUCUGUCGAGACAGAAAGUAUAUUAGUGGUUGCCAGGGCUGGGGAAGGAGAGAAUGGGGAAUAACUGCUAAUAGGUAGAGAAUUUCUUUUGGGGAGGUUUUGAAAUGCUGUGGAAUUAGUGAUGAUUGUUGUAUACUUCUGCGACUAUACUAAAAUGCACUGAAGUAAUACUUUAAAGGGGUGAAUUUUAUGAUAUGUGAGUUAAUUACAAUUAAAAAUUAAACUCAUUCUGUUUGCAA
This is a messenger RNA of Phacochoerus africanus (Common warthog), 2721 nucleotides long. RefSeq names its product aldehyde dehydrogenase 1 family member B1 (gene ALDH1B1). Lineage: Eukaryota; Metazoa; Chordata; Mammalia; Artiodactyla; Suidae. Gene Ontology annotation, molecular function: aldehyde dehydrogenase (NAD+) activity. The record is from RefSeq and is a predicted model, not a curated record. Bases 130 to 1683 code for a protein of 517 amino acids. The transcript has 2 exons.